This is a messenger RNA of Penicilliopsis zonata CBS 506.65, 546 nucleotides long. RefSeq lists its product as hypothetical. The transcript is spliced from 3 exons. Gene Ontology annotation, cellular component: cytoplasm; membrane. Lineage: Eukaryota; Fungi; Ascomycota; Eurotiomycetes; Eurotiales; Aspergillaceae. The record is from RefSeq and is a predicted model, not a curated record. The coding region runs from base 1 to 546 and encodes 181 amino acids.
AUGUCUGAAAUUACCAAGGCCACCGUCCAAGCUGCUCUGAUCAACGCAGGGUCCAACGUCCUUGCACAGGGAAUCGGAGCGUACCAAAAUGACAAACCCUUCGAGCUCGAUACCACAGCCGUGAUCCAGUUUACUGCAUGUGCCAUCGUCUCCUCGCCCUUGAUCUUCCUGUGGUUGAACGGCCUCGAGGCCCAGUUCCCUGGCACCACCACCACAACCACCAAGACGGAAAAGGGCGAGACGCAGAAAAAGACCCAGUUGAAUGUGCCCAACACUGUGGCGAAGGUGGUCCUCGACCAGACUGUCGGCGGCGCGUGGAUCACCGCUCUCUUCAUCGCGACCAUGGGCGCUCUCCGUGGACAGGAUUAUGGUUUGAUUAUGGAGCAGAUAAAAACUGACUUCUGGCCUAUCAUGAUCGCUGGCCUGAAGAUGUGGCCCUUCGUGUCUAUCCUGAACUUCACCGUCGUACCGGCCGACCAGCGGUUACUGGUGAACAGUCUGUUUGGCGUCAUCUGGGCGGUUUAUCUGAGUCUCAUGUCUGGUUGA